Messenger RNA from Balearica regulorum gibbericeps (East African grey crowned-crane), 1963 nucleotides. The record is from RefSeq and is a predicted model, not a curated record. Lineage: Eukaryota; Metazoa; Chordata; Aves; Gruiformes; Gruidae.
CGCAAAGAAAGAAGUGAUGCACUAAACUCUGCGAUUGAUAAAAUGACCAAAAAGACCAGAGACUUGCGUAGACAGCUCCGCAAAGCUGUUAUGGACCAUGUAUCAGACUCUUUUCUGGAAACAAAUGUUCCACUUUUAGUAUUGAUUGAAGCUGCCAAGAAUGGGAAUGAAAAAGAAGUUAAAGAAUAUGCCCAGGUUUUCCGUGAACAUGCCAACAAAUUGAUUGAGGUUGCCAACUUGGCCUGUUCCAUCUCGAACAACGAAGAAGGUGUGAAAUUGGUUCGCAUGUCAGCCAGCCAGCUUGAAGCCCUGUGUCCCCAGGUCAUUAACGCUGCACUGGCUCUGGCUGCUAAGCCCCAAAGCAAGCUGGCUCAAGAAAACAUGGAUCUCUUCAAAGAGCAGUGGGAGAAGCAAGUCCGUGUGCUGACGGAUGCUGUUGAUGACAUCACUUCCAUCGAUGACUUCCUGGCUGUAUCAGAGAAUCAUAUUUUAGAAGAUGUAAACAAAUGUGUCAUUGCUCUCCAAGAAAAAGAUGUUGAUGGUUUAGACCGCACAGCUGGUGCAAUUCGAGGACGUGCUGCUAGAGUCAUUCAUGUUGUCACUUCUGAAAUGGAUAACUACGAACCUGGAGUCUACACGGAGAAGGUGUUGGAAGCGACAAAGUUACUGUCCAACACAGUUAUGCCGCGGUUUACUGAGCAAGUAGAAGCUGCUGUGGAAGCACUGAGUUCAGACCCUGCUCAGCCAAUGGAUGAAAAUGAAUUUAUUGAUGCUUCGCGACUGGUCUACGAUGGAAUAAGAGAUAUCAGGAAAGCCGUACUGAUGAUCCGGACUCCUGAAGAGUUGGAUGAUUCUGACUUUGAAACUGAGGAUUUUGAUGUCCGAAGCAGAACAAGUAUUCAGACUGAAGAUGAUCAGCUUAUUGCUGGACAAAGUGCGAGGGCUAUCAUGGCUCAGCUCCCUCAAGAGCAAAAAGCUAAGAUUGCUGAGCAAGUCGCAAGCUUCCAGGAGGAAAAGAGUAAAUUGGAUGCUGAAGUAUCAAAAUGGGAUGACAGCGGUAAUGAUAUAAUUGUUCUGGCAAAACAAAUGUGUAUGAUUAUGAUGGAAAUGACAGACUUCACCAGAGGUAAAGGUCCACUGAAAAAUACAUCAGAUGUGAUUAGCGCAGCCAAGAAGAUUGCAGAGGCUGGGUCAAGGAUGGACAAGCUGGGACGGACUAUUGCUGACCAUUGUCCCGAUUCUGCGUGCAAGCAGGACCUCCUGGCCUACCUGCAGCGCAUCGCACUCUAUUGCCAUCAGCUGAAUAUCUGUAGCAAAGUGAAGGCUGAAGUUCAAAACCUCGGAGGGGAGCUGGUUGUGUCGGGGGUGGACAGUGCCAUGUCUCUUAUCCAAGCAGCCAAGAACCUGAUGAACGCGGUGGUGCAAACCGUGAAGGCUUCCUACGUGGCAUCGACCAAGUACCAGAAGUCCCAGGGCAUGGCUUCGCUCAAUCUUCCCGCCGUCUCUUGGAAGAUGAAGGCUCCGGAGAAGAAACCCCUGGUCAAGAGGGAGAAACAAGACGAAACCCAAACUAAAAUCAAGAGAGCGUCCCAGAAGAAACACGUGAACCCGGUGCAGGCUCUCAGUGAAUUCAAAGCGAUGGAGAGUAUUUAAAGAGAGGUCUCUGUCUUGAUUAAUUUUUUUUCUCUAGCCCACUACUGCUACUUCCAGAACUCUACUUUUAAUAUCCUAAGGAUUUUUUCAGAAGUUUACUAUUCCUCAAAAUGUAUUUACUUAAUAUAAUUUUGAUAACUUUGUUUAGAUUAUGUGGGGAAAUACUCAGAUUUAUAAGUCCUAUCAGUAUAGCUUCAGCCUGCGGAAGUGUGUUAAUUUAGAUUGCUUUUAGAUGUCAGGGGUGUAUUUCUAGCGGAAAAUUAUUUUGUAUAAUCUUGCUUUAAAUAAAAUAUUCUAUAACCAAAGAGGA